Molecule: messenger RNA, 732 nt
Organism: Microthlaspi erraticum
Lineage: Eukaryota; Viridiplantae; Streptophyta; Magnoliopsida; Brassicales; Brassicaceae
Source: the annotation of a GenBank genome assembly
AUGUCCUUCACCUCAAACCCUCACCGGCGCCCCCUUGCCGCAACCGCAGCUGUAGACUGCAAUAAACAAGUCCGUUCAUGGAGGCUCCUUCGUACCAUCGUCCAACUUCUCCUCCCUUCUUGUUACUGCACACUCGUAGAUCCAAAUGAUGAUCAAGAAGACAAAUCUCGCCGCGAAAUCAAACCAAGAACAUCCUCCGCCACCACAAACUCCUCCACUUUCACCGGAACUAUCUUUGGUUUCCGCCGUGGCAAAGUAAACUUCUGUAUCCAAGCGACAAACUCCAAAACCCUAAAUCCAAUCAUUGUCCUCUUAGAGCUCACCGUCCCAACCGAUGUAUUGGCCCGUGAAAUGCAAGGAGGCGUAUUAAGAAUCGCUCUCGAAUCAAACAAUAACAACGAGUAUGAUUUUCAUCAAGAUUCUUCUUCUCUUCUUACAACACCUUUAUGGAACAUGUAUUGCAACGGUCGGAAUGUCGGUUUCGCCAUCAAACGAGAGCCUUCUAAAGCCGAGCUAGCUGCGUUGAAGGUGCUUACUCCGGUGGCUGAAGGAGCCGGAGUUGUAAAUGGAGAAGAAAUUAACCGAGAGAAGAGCGAUCAUAUGAUGUACUUAAGAGCUAGUUUCAAACGAGUUUUUGGAUCGUUUGACUCGGAAUCUUUUCAUCUCAUCGACCCACGUGGGAUUAUCGGACAAGAACUAAGUAUCUUUUUUGUUAGAUCAUCACGAAAAUGA